AUGAGCUUUUAUGAUGAAAUAAAUGAUCUUCUAUAUUCUGAAGAUAAGAUCCAUAAUUUUCAAAAUUGUUUAAAUAAUGCUGACGAUAAUAUAGAGGAAAAUGAGAUGUUUGAUACAUGCGAUAAAAAUAAAUCUGACGAAUUUGAUAUAUUCAAUAAUGAAAUUGGAUACCUAUCCAAUUGUUCUGACUUAUCACCAGAUUCGUUGGAUAUAAAUACAGCUAAUAUAUUUGAAUAUACAGAUUAUAAAUCUGAUAAAAUUGAAGAUAUAAUCGAACCACAAUUGAAAAAUUGUAAUAUAAAUCUAAUCCCGGAUUUUUCUUUGGAAAAUAAGGGAUCCAACUUCAAUUCUCCUUCAAGUGUAUAUUCUAGUCAAAAUAGUUUAAAGAAUGGGAAAACAGAGGAUAUAUUUGUUUUGAAUUCUCAAAAUUCAACUAAAUCUUCGAUUCCAAUAUCAUCAGCAAUUCACCAUAUGUCACUUUUGACAGAUCUUGUUAAAAGUAAUACUAGGAAACAAGAAGCGUCAGCAAAGUCGCCGACUUAUAAUAGUGAGUUAUUUCAAAAAAGUAUCAACGAUAUUCUUGAAAAAUCUGCAAAUAUUAAUACGCUUAACGAUAUCCAUGGAUUGGAAUCUUAUAAAUUAAUUUUUUCUGGUAAAUCUAAAGUGGAACAGAUACCUCAAGUCGGUAAGCCGUUAGUUAAAACCCCAUCAAAGAGAAAGAAAAUUAUAAAUUUUAAUAAAAAAAGUAAAUACGAUAAGGAUUUGACCAUAAUGGUGAAGAAAGCUAAACUUCAUCAAUCUAGAGGUGGAUAUUUAAUGACACCAAUUAAUCCCAUCACAUCUAAUCUAUCAAUAGAUUCUGACACUCCGCUGACAGAGAAAAUAAAAAAUGACAAGUACUUGUCUCCAAUUGCUUCGAAGAAACAAAAACGUGGGAGUUAUAGGUGUAAUCAUUGUCCAGAGAUGUUUUCCACUAUUUUAGAGUAUGCGGAUCAUUUAGAUACAUACCGUAUUAGAAGGAAGUACAAUUGUCCAAUUCUCGAUUGUCCUUGGAAAAUUCUUGGUCUUCCUGGAAGAUCUGAUUUAAGAAGACACUGUGCAAUUCAGCAUAAGGAUGAACUUGAUGAUCAUGUUCGUGCUGCGCUGAAUCUAAAAGAGGACGUAUACGUAACUAUUUCUUGUCCAAAUAAAUACUGUGAUAAAACAUUUAGAAGAAAAGACGCAUAUAAUAGGCAUGUUAGCAUUGUUCAUAACAUGCCAGGUUCGAGAUUCAACAAACGUCUAGCUAAUGUUUUAAAAAGUUGUCCCAUAGAUAUAAAAACUGAAGAGGAGAGGACCGAUUACAUAAUGCAAGCUAUGAAUGGUGGUGGUACAAAAUAA
Messenger RNA from Maudiozyma barnettii, 1380 nucleotides. RefSeq names its product Rme1p (gene RME1). NCBI's taxonomy places the organism in Eukaryota, Fungi, Ascomycota, Saccharomycetes, Saccharomycetales, Saccharomycetaceae. The record is from RefSeq and is a predicted model, not a curated record. The transcript has a single exon. Bases 1 to 1380 code for a protein of 459 amino acids.